UUUUAAGUCAGGCUCUGGCGUGGACUCCCCUGGCUGAGGGGACCUUUGGGCAGCCGGAGACCGGGGGAGGCGGUAGCGAUGGCGGCUGGGCCGAGCCCAUGGCUUGGGCCGGCGUUUGGGUUGAGGUUGCUGUUGGCGGCUGUGCUUCAAGCGGUAUCUGCCUUCGGGGCAGAGUUUUCAUCAGAGGCUUGCAGAGAGUUAGGCUUCUCCAGCAACUUGCUCUGCAGCUCCUGUGAUCUUCUUGGACAGUUCAACCUGCUUCAGCUGGAUCCUGACUGUAGGGGAUGCUGUCAGGAAGAAGCACAAUUUGAAACCAAAAAGCUAUAUGCAGGAGCUAUUCUUGAAGUCUGUGGAUGAAAAUUGGGUAGGUUCCCACAAGUCCAAGCUUUUGUCAGAAGUGAUAAACCCAAACUAUUCAGAGGACUGCAAAUCAAGUAUGUUCGUGGUUCAGACCCUGUACUAAAGCUUUUGGAUGACAAUGGGAACAUUGCUGAAGAACUAAGCAUCCUCAAAUGGAACACAGACAGUGUCGAAGAAUUUCUGAGUGAAAAGUUGGAACGCAUAUAAAUCUUGAUUAAAUUUUGUCCUAUCCUUUUGUUACCUUAUCAAAUGUUAGAACACCUAGAAAAUUAUUUAGUUUUGCUUUUAUCCCUUGAUCAAUCUUACUGUGAGGCAGUAAACAUCUAAUUAAAAGUUGAAGUGGCAGCACAGCACAGGAUAUCUAAGGACUUGACAAGUUUCACAAAUUCAUGUUUUAUAAAUUUCUAGCCUCCGACAUUUGUUGGUACCACUAACAGAGUGCUUUGUAAUAGACCUGUGGCUAAUUAUGCAAAUGAUAGUUUGUGAUAAUUGGUCCAGUUUUACAAACUACAGAUUUUUAAAUUAGGGAGGUUAAUAAGAGAGAUGAUUACACUGUGCCUCAUGCGCUAUGUGCUCUUUGAAAGUAAUGACAGUAAACUACAAAGCAAAUAAGAUAGACCAAGCCUCAACAGGUUGCUUGAUCCUCAGAUUUUCCCAUAUUUUUAUAUUCCCCAGCUUUAUUUUUAAUAGAAUUGCUAUAGUAUAUAAUGAAUGAACUGCAUAAAAACUUUAUGGCUUCGUUAUUGUGAAACAGAUUCAAGAUCAACUGUAAGAAUGAAAUAUUCACAGAUUUGCAUUAAUGAGGACUACACAGAAAACCUUUUCAGGGUUUGUGUGGAUCUGAUCUUUAGCAAAUUCUUGUGCUUUACAUUCUUAUAGAAAAGUCAUUUAAAGAUGAUUAUUUGUAAGACCAAAAUAUAAAUUAAAAUUUUCAAAAAUCUGAA
Molecule: messenger RNA, 1304 nt
Organism: Pipistrellus kuhlii (Kuhl's pipistrelle)
Lineage: Eukaryota; Metazoa; Chordata; Mammalia; Chiroptera; Vespertilionidae
Gene: SELENOF
Product: selenoprotein F
Exons: 5
Cellular component (GO): endoplasmic reticulum lumen
Molecular function (GO): oxidoreductase activity
Source: RefSeq, a predicted model, not a curated record